Molecule: messenger RNA, 5240 nt
Organism: Xyrichtys novacula (pearly razorfish)
Lineage: Eukaryota; Metazoa; Chordata; Actinopteri; Labriformes; Labridae
Source: the annotation of a GenBank genome assembly
ACUGUGUGGAGGCUCCCUCCCAGCACACAGCCUGGGUGUUUGGUGUCUCUCCUCCUCCUUCUCUCUCUCCCCUUGUUUCGUUCUGUGUGUGUGUGUGUGUGUGUGUGCUCUCUCUCUCUCUCUCUCUGGCUGUAGUGGCAACAUUGACAUGAGGGCGCUCUAAUGCGGUGGAGCUCAAAUGUAACUUGGAGAGAGAGACAGUCGAAAGAGAAGACUGCAAUUUCCUUCCUCUUGCUGUGAGUACUGUUUUCUGUCUUGCUUUUUUAGUUAUAGAAGCAGGUGUCCUUUAAAAUACGGAAUGAGUUCCUUGUAAUUGAAAUUCCUCAGACUUUGAGCCAGAUGACUCAGCUUUUUUUUUGUUGGAAGCACCAGUGAGCAAUGACAACAGUACAGGGCAGACAUGCAGCUAGGUGCUGUUUGAUGCACACAAAGCCUCCUCUGUUCUGUGCUAGAGAAAAGGAGGUUAACCAUUCAUUCAUCAGUAACUUACAACAAUAGACAGAUACUUUUAAAGUUUCUCAUAAUGCUUUUAUAGUUACUGUUAUACUAGAGUUGUUGCAAAAAAUAUAUAAAGUUUUGAAGCUGCAUUAACUCUACACAUAAGACAAGAGUGGUGUGACUGAGUAAAGAAAUAUAUAAAAUCAGUGGUCAUUCCUCUAUAAUCCAACCCCAAAUAGACAGCAGCUUGGUCCCAGGUUGUAUUCCUGCUGACUGAUGUUGGUUUGAUGACAGGCUGAUCCUCUUUGAUACCUCCCAUUCAGCGCAUUGAGAGGAAAGGCUUUGGCCCAUCAUUUGUGUUGUGAGUCAGCACACAGGGUAUUACUGUUUAGGUCUGGAAUCUGUAGAGGACCUGGCCUGCUAUGCUCUGCUGGGUUCAGCCGCAUGUGGGCUGCUGCUUUAUUUUUAACUUCUUACGUUGGAUCCAGAACUGUGAUCAGACUUUAUUUAUAGACCCUUCCUUAUAUUUUAUUUAGUCAGAAGCUUUCAUGUUUGCUUUACUUCUGUGAUUGUGCACGGGUUUGAGACAAAGACAGAAAGAGUGCUGGCACGCUUAGGUGAUGGUCCAAAUGUGUCCAGAAAUCAAUAAGAAGCUGCAGCGUGGGUCGUUACUGAUCUAUGGGGUGUUUCCUCUUACUCUUGUCCAGGCCCUGCUUUCAGUGGUGAACCUGCUAUCAUGGCCAGAAACCUCCUGAGGAAUCCCAGUGGGGAAGGUAAGGUUUAAUUUUGUUUAGCUGAACACUUCAGAAAGUACAGAAGGGUGUAUGCUUAAAGGGAUACUCCAAUGUAAAAUUAAAUUAUGGUCAAACACACUGUAACACUGAGUUAGACACCCCCUCAAGUGAUAAAUGUUGCUGAUUGCUUGCUUCUCUAGUUAUACCAACUUUAGUAACAGCUGCACAAUAGCAAUACACAGCAGUCUAUCACUCCACGCGCAAACCUCAACCAAAAAAAAAAACACUUAUAGCUGCAAAUAAUGCUAAGAACAGCACCUAACUUCAUCAACAGUACAUAUAGGGUCCUUGCCAUAGUACUAGCCAUCAAACAUCUUUUAGCUUUGCCUGAUUUCUUUAGCAAAGAGACCAAACACAACUCACCCACUUUCUUCCAGCAGCCGCUUGUUUGUGGGAGAGCCCUGAUGACUCAAUCACCGAGUACAGCAGAUCAUUUCCUUGAAGUAAUAAUCAUCAUAUUAAUCAUUCUGCACUGCAGACAAGGUAGUCCUUCUGCCUUAGCAUCUCGGUCUGAUUGCAUUUCAAUGGAGUAAUAAUCAGAAAUGUUUUUCCUUGAGCUGCGAAACUCCGCUGCACUCAGUGAUCGACUCAUUAGGACUCCCCCACAAGUAAGGGGCUGCUAGAGGAGAGUAGGUGAGUUGUGUUUGGUCUCUUCACUAAAGAAAUCACGCAAAGCCAAAAAGAUGUUUGAUGGCUAGUACUAUGGCUGGGACCCUAUAUGUCCUGUUGAUGAAGUUAGGUGCUGUUCUGAGCAUUAUUUGUGGCUAUAGAGUGGCUUUUUGGUAAAAAUGUGAUAUUAUUCAUGUUAGAGUGUACAUACUUUAAUACUGCUAAUAACAACCGUAUUUAGACUGUGUGAUUAUUUCUCAGAGCAGAUGGAGUUCUGGGAACUGGUAGAGAAUGGUGGGAGCCAGUGGAAGGUGGAGGACAUGCCAGGAGACUGUGGCUUCGACUUCUGCAGUGAUGGAGUUACCAGAUACUUUGCAACUUCCUUUGAGUGAGUGUUAAUAACUGCAAUAUGUCCUCAUUUGUUGCCCAACAAAACCAACACUUUUUCUGCAGUUGUCUGAUCUUAUACUCCCCCAAUAUGAAGUUCUUGUCACCCUCUGGUGAGUCCAGCUUUCUGACACAAACUCUGUGUUGUUCCAGGCUGUGUCUGAAGAGACAGGUGAUUGACCUGACCGCUGAAGGUUACUCUGACGAACAGUUGGAUGCUCAGCCUGUUGUCACAGUGGAAGACUGGUAAGGCAGGGGGGCUAAGGCGGACUUGAGGAUAUUUGCUAUGUGACCCAUGUCAUUGAGUAACGUGUCUCCUCUCUUCUAAAGGUACUGUGGGAGGACAGAUUGUGGCUGCACUUACCAGAUGACCGUCUGUCUGUUGGAUAAUAAUCAGGAGGUCAUAGCAGAGUUCAAACCUGAGCCAGUGACUCUUGACCCCGACUGUGACGACUGCUCGUGGAAGCAGGUACAUAAAGAAAGGGAGCUUUUGUUUACUUGUUAAUUAACCUCUGACUUCUCUCACCUACCUGCUACUCCACAACAACAUCUUGGCUGAUUUGCUUCUUUGUGGCCUUACUAUUGUCUCAAAAAUGUGCUAUAAUCUGACUUGAGACAUGUUAUUUUGGGGCUAAUGCUACAGCUAAAACUUACUGAAAAUGAGUGCGGACAGUCCCUUCCUAAUUCACCUGACUGUGCGCAUUACAGCAGAUAUUUCACUCUUCAAUUUCCAGGUAACCCACACAUUUAUGGAUUACGGCCCUGGGAUGCGUUUCAUCUCCUUUGAGCACGGAGGACAAGACACCAAGUUCUGGGAUGGUUGGUUUGGAGUCAGGGUGACUGGAAGCUCUAUUACUGUGGAUGUUUGAUCGGGAGUAGUGUUGGUCUCAAGGUGUUUAGGGAACCAGCUUUGCCUCAUUCAAUACUACUGAUGCUGUGGAAACGUAAUGCUGCUAUGAAGACUGCAGGAACAGAAGAAAGAAACCCCUGCUCCUAGCUGUAGCAUGAGUGCUCAACUAACUUUAGAGAUUUUUAAACUGCUGCUUGCAAAAGUCAUAAUUCAAGGUCUCUUAACUGCUACCUCUGCCCUGUAACUUACCCCACUGUUUGACUAAAUGAUGUGUUUAGUGGUUGAAGCAGCUCUAAAUGUUUAGUUUUUUUUUUUUUACUCUAAUUUAUUCAGACAUGAUGUUGUUUUGAAGUAAAAUUACCUACACUAAAAACCAUUUAAAGUUUAAAAAAUUAGGGGCAAAAAAAGCAGAAAUAUUGCGAUAGUGGUUCUCAACCUAUUUAGGACUUUGUUAGGUCGUUUUCAGAGUUCCGCUCUAUGUGGUGAAAAAAGCAUAUGACCUAACUUAAAAUACUAACAUUUAACUUCAUAUUUCCUGAAAUGAAAUCAAUUACGAGCUAUGUUAAUAGUUCUUCCUAGUAAAGCUAUUGAGAAAUAACAAACUGUUGCAAUGUCGUAGUAAUAAAUCAGACUUAAAUAUUUAACAUCACUCUGUAAUAUCAGCUACAAAUCUUCAUACUAUGCAUGUUGUACAACAGCUCAUUAGCAUCAGCAUGAAGAAAACAAUGAGGAAUUGAAAAAGAUGAAGAAAGUACAGCCACAAACUACCUACCUUUCAUAAAGCAUGAUGGCCACCACGUAAUCCAGAAAUCCCCUACCAGUCCAAAAGGAUCAAACGCAGUCACCCUUAAACAAAAGCUCAAAAUGAAAAUAAUUUUAAAUCAAAACUCUAAAUCAAAAGUGAGUGACAAAGUCCUUUUAAUAACAAAAUAUCUUACAAAUAGAAAACAUAGGUAUACGUGAAUUUGAAUGUCAAAACUUGUAAAUGUGGAAGUCAAAAUGAAUAAUUAAACAACAAAACAGUGUUCAGAGUGAGCACCAUUAUCAGUGGUAUGUUCACUGAGGGCACAGGCUGCUUGAAAGCAUCAUGUAAGGGGCAGUUUGGUGGUAAAUCAGAAUGGGGGUGGGAGGUGUUCGGGUUACACUUGCUCUUUAAAACACAAAUGUUAAUAGAAGGAGAAUAGAAGCAGGAAUUAAUGGAAAUAAAUAAGAAAUUGCAACUUAAUUGCUAGCUACAUUCUCCUUCUACUUGUUGUUCUUCGCAUUUUUAGUGUAUUACUUGUUGACUUGGACAGGACACACUGUUUGGGUAAAACUGGCCAGUGGUGGGCACUUCAGAAUACAGCAUUCAAUUUCACUAGAUAUGGUUUAACUUAAUGGGAGGCUGAAAUAAAUGUUGCUACUGCCAUUGUCCAUGGGAGUACACUCCUUAAUGACAGGCCAAACAAACCACCAUCUGGGUAUAUCUGUUAAUAAUGAAUAAUAAUCAAAAACUUUACUGAUGAUGUUCAAUUCUUUUUAAGUCACUAAGUUAAGUGUGGAUGUUUUGUUGCUCAAUGAGUGAUGAGCACAUUUAUAGGGGGAAAAAAGAGAGGUUAAUAACCAGGAAUCAUGGCGAUGUGCACAGAACUAUGGGAACAUUUUAACCUGAUCUAUUCAAGAUAAGAAAAAUAACAUCUAACUUUUAAACAGGUUUAUAUUCGCCGUGUAAUUAAAACUUAUCAUCCAACAGAGGGAAUUGAGCCUAAACAACACCAAUAAUGCACAGACCUGUUUCUGGCCAACAAAGAUAUUUCAUAGAGAGAGUUCAGAGAAAAGACUUUUACUAAAAAGUGUAACAUUGCAAAAUACAAUGUGCACUGGUUUCAACAUUUCUAAACAAGAGCAUUCCAGAUUUAAUCAAAUAAAAUUGCAAUAAAAGCAAUGAAAUUGCUGCAGGGUUUUGGCUGAAGCCUUGCACAGCUGCCGUAUAGCAUCAAACCAUAUCCGUGCAGGUCUUUGUCACAUUUGAAAAAUAAGGUUCAAUGUUAAUCAUAAAAUAAACUUUUUUUCUUUUUCUUGUUGGUCUUUCCUGAUGCUUCUUGUAGCAAUACUUUUACUUAAAAAUUCUUUGACAGUGUGAAUCUAUUCACUAAUAAAGCUGGUUAUGAUUUCAGUUUCAA